AGCAAGAGAGAGAGAGAGAGAGAGAGAGAGAGAGAAUGAAAAUAGACCCCGUUGCAAGAGAAGAGAAGUACAGUGAAGUAGCAUCAUAAGCUAAGUGCACAAGAGCUAUAGAGAGGUGGAAGCAAGUGGAAUGGUACACGAGUCAGCAUCUUGGCAGUGACAGGAGGGCAGGAUGGGCCACGGUGCCGAUAACACAGGGGGUGGCGCGCUGGCACUCGUCGGCACCUGGCUGGCCUCUCCGUGGCACCGCACCCCAGGCUAUGAAAUGGUGGUGCCGCUGUGCAUCAAUGUGGUGUUGUCGGUGGUGGGAUUUGGUGUGGUGCUGAGGGCCAUCCCGGCACUCUCCUCUAUGUUCAUUGAUGCUGGACUGUUUGGCCGGGACCUGUGCAAGGCUGACCGCACCAAGAAAGUACCUGAGUCAAUGGGGAUGGUGAGUGGCACGGUGUUCCUGGUGAUGAUGUUCCUGUUCCUUGGUGUUCCAUUUGGCCAGCAUUUCAUUACCUCCUCCAAGCCCUUCCCUCAUGCAGCUUUCUCAGAGUACCUCACCUCCCUGCUCUCCAUCUGCUGCAUGCUGUUCCUUGGGUUUGCAGAUGAUGUCCUCAACCUUAAGUGGAGGUACAAGUUGGUGCUCCCCACACUGGCCUCGCUGCCCCUCCUCAUGGUGUACUACAUCAACCAAGGCUCCACCACUGUUGUGGUGCCCCGCCUGCUGCGUGCCUGGAUGGGCGGCACACUCAACAUUGGUGUGCUGUACUACAUAUACAUGUCAAUGUUGGCCGUGUUCUGCACCAAUGCUAUCAACAUCUAUGCUGGCAUCAAUGGCCUGGAGAGUGGGCAGGCGGUGGUGGUGGGGGCAUCAGUAGCGGUGUUUAACAUGAUAGAGUUGGGUGGAUUUCAGGCCAAGUCUCACUUCUUCUCCCUGUGUGUCAUUAUUCCUUUCACCAUCACCUCACUGGGCCUCUUCAUCCACAACCGGUAUCCUGCCAAGGCCUUUGUGGGGGACACUUUCACGUACUUUGCUGGCAUGACCUUCGCUGUUGUCGCCAUCAUCGGACACUUCAGCAAGACUGUGCUCUUGUUCUUUAUUCCACAGAUUUUCAACUUCCUGUACUCUGUGCCUCAGCUCUUCCACUUUGUGCCCUGCCCCAGACACCGCCUUCCACAGUACAACAAGAAGCUAGACAAGCUAGAGCCCAGUGUGGUGGAGUUCCGGGAUACCAGUGUGCAGUGGCAGGUGAUGGCGGCGCUGCGGCUGCUCAAAUAUCUGAGGCUGGUGCACCUUGAGGAGGGUGUGGGGGAGGAUGGCAAGUUGUGUCGUGUCAACAACUUGACUCUAGUCAAUUUAGUGCUGGUGCUGAUAGGUCCUCAGCACGAAGGAUCUCUCACCACCAAGUUGCUGGUUAUUCAGGGCCUGUGUUCAGGUCUGGCCUUGUUCAUACGCUAUCCCUUGGCAGAUCUGUUCUUCUGAGGAGUGACAAAGGCAUCUCUGCACCAGUACUGACACCAGGUGUUGGGUCACCAUGACCAUCUAACACUUGUGAAUGUUUGUUAACUUUAAAAUAAUCAAAAGACAAACUUGAAAACAUACCUCAUGAAUUAGCUUGAACUGAUUGCUGGCAUUAUGUUUUCUUGAUUACCAUCACGUAUUUGGUAAAGAUGUACACAUUUUCUCUCAACCUGGUUGAGGUCUGCAGUUUGUAUGAAGGGAGUGAAUGCAAUGUAUGCGGAAGUGUUGUAUGCUACUGUGAUAAAAGUGUGUGAAUAAAAGUUUUACUAA
Molecule: messenger RNA, 1777 nt
Organism: Scylla paramamosain (green mud crab)
Lineage: Eukaryota; Metazoa; Arthropoda; Malacostraca; Decapoda; Portunidae
Gene: Alg7
Product: UDP-N-acetylglucosamine--dolichyl-phosphate N-acetylglucosaminephosphotransferase-like
Exons: 7
Coding region: 173-1468 (431 amino acids)
Biological process (GO): protein N-linked glycosylation; dolichol-linked oligosaccharide biosynthetic process
Cellular component (GO): membrane
Molecular function (GO): UDP-N-acetylglucosamine-dolichyl-phosphate N-acetylglucosaminephosphotransferase activity
Source: RefSeq, a predicted model, not a curated record